AUGGAAACCAUAACGAUUCCAUCGCCAACCGCCUUCCUGACAUCCCCCAUCAUCAAACCUGCGCCAGAACCACCGCCCGUUCCCAAACGCAAACCACCGCCUGCCAAAGCAUCUGCCAGUACGACCAAGAAGAAGACGGGUAUUGUCAAACCCAAGCAAUCCAAAAGCCGCAAUGGAUGUGUAACUUGCAAAGCCAAACGUUUAAAAUGCGACGAAACGAAACCAACAUGUCAGCAAUGCCAUAAGAGGAACGUCCCGUGUGGAGGAUACAAGAAGGAUUUCAAAUGGAGGCCAUUCGAGGAGACAACUUUUGCUACUAAGGUGGCACCCGCAGCUAAGCCCAAAAACAAUACGAUUGACAUCAGUCAGGAGAAUGCACCUAUACCCACUGCCUCACAGGGAAGCCCAACUUCGGAAACGUCUUCACCACUGGAGGCAGAACUUACAGUCGAAACGGAUGUUCCCAUGGAAAACACCUUCUUCAGCGCUGCGGCAUCUACUCCUCGUAACUUCUCUCCUCUGCCAGAUCUCAGUUUCGAUCAUCCUCCAUUCUUUGACAUGAGCACGCCCCCAUAUAUGCGGGAAUUACCCAGGCCUAGAUUUGAGGCAGAUGCGGUCACCAAGAGCUUGAGCAGCUUGUUUGAUGAUACGCAGUCAGUACCGCCCAACUCGGCUACUAGACCAUCUUUCUCUGGGCAAUCUCCGAGCUUGAUGGAUUUAUUAUUACCUGGCUCCGAGCUUAACGCCAGGCCAGGAAGUGUAUCGAUUCCUCCACUGGGCCUCUCGACGCCUUCUUUAUCUAUGUCGCCCAUGGAUACACAGUUCAUGUCACAAACAGAGCCCAGUCAAGCAUCUAUGGUGGAUGAUGAAGUAGAGGAAAUUGUUCGAGAAGAUAUGCCGGAUAUGGAUUCGUGGAUGUUAAGAAGUCCAGUCCGGUUUCUUUCUAGGUCAGCAACGCCGCAAGGUUUCAUGGGUGACGACCCCUUCAACAAAAUCUACAGACAGCCAGAGGUGCAAGCUGGAAGUCCCGAAAUGCUAAUGCUCAGGUUCGACAAACAAACUUGCGGUAUCUUAUCGGUCAAAGAUGGCCCGACAGAGAAUCCGUGGAGAACUUUGGUAUGGCCGCUGGCAAGAGAUUCGCCAGCUUUGUACCAUGCAAUUGCAUCCAUGACAGCCUUUCACACCUCGAAAGAAAAGCCAGCCUUGAGAGUUGAUGGCAUGGAGCAUAUGCGGCGUAGUAUCCGUUCUUUGGCGACUGGAAUCGAGAAGAUGCGGACAGAUACCGCUUUGGCGACGACUUUGGUGCUUGCUUUCUCAGAGUCCUGGGAUCAGCACAUUAGCACUGGCAUUGAGCAUUUGAGAGGCGCAAAGAUUCUCGUCAAUCAGGCAAUCGUAUCUCACCAGAAGAAACCUCUGAUGGGAGACGACUUAUCACGACUACGAUUUCUUUGCAACACCUGGAUAUAUAUGGAUGUCAUUGCUCGUUUGACCUCUGUUGAUGAUGAAGGUACUGAUUUUGAUCAUUAUACCCCUCUAAACAUGCCUUCAUUUCCCAACAACAACGAGAUUGAUCCUUUGAUGGGCUGUGGGUCUACCUUGUUUCCGCUGAUUGGAAGGGUGGCGAAUCUGUGCAGGAGAGUGAGACUUGUGGAAUCGAAUUCGAUCCAAGUCAUCAGCCAGGCUAUCGAGCUCAAGGAAUUGAUUGAACAAUGGUCACCACCUCCCGGGUCUGCUUUCGAAAGACCAGAAGACCCUACGAGCGAGAUUCAACACGCUUUACAGACUGCAGAGGCAUACCGAUAUGCAACUCUGCUCUAUCUACAUCAGGCCGUACCUGAAAUCCCAUCUUUGACUUCUGCACAAUUAGCAAAGAAAGUCCUGAUAUAUCUUGCAACUGUUCCACUAAGCAGUCGUCUGGUGAUUGUUCAAAUAUAUCCCCUACUCGCUGCCGGCUGCGAAGCAUAUGAUGCAGAAGACCGUCAGUGGGUGGAGGAUCGUUGGCUGAGUAUGGCAUCACGGAUGUGGAUUGGAAAUGUCGACCGAUGUUGGGAAGUGAUGCAGGAAGUCUGGUCACGACGGGAUGCAGCAGAAAUUGCACAAGCCGAACGAGAGAAUCGAAGACGACCAACUCAUGGUGGAAUGAUUCAUUCCGAGAGCAGUAAACGGAAGUUUGAGGAGGAACUGGCCAUGGAUGAAGUCUUUUCGUUCUCUGAUAUGCUCAAUGCGAAUGUCACGAGUGGCACAGUAGCUAAGAAGCCAAGGUCUGGACGUGAGAGCAUCAGUAGUAUAUCAGCGCCACAGAAACGACGACAAGAACAAGAGCCGGUUACUGAGAAUAUGGAUCCGGAGGUGACAGUCAGAGGACGAAUGCAUUGGGUGGGCGUGAUGAAGGAUUGGGACUGGGAAAUACUGCUCGGAUGA
Messenger RNA from Glarea lozoyensis ATCC 20868, 2421 nucleotides. Its product is annotated as Zn2/Cys6 DNA-binding protein. Bases 1 to 2421 code for a protein of 806 amino acids. The transcript is spliced from 4 exons. Gene Ontology annotation, biological process: positive regulation of transcription by RNA polymerase II. Lineage: Eukaryota; Fungi; Ascomycota; Leotiomycetes; Helotiales; Helotiaceae. The record is from RefSeq and is a predicted model, not a curated record. Gene Ontology annotation, molecular function: transcription cis-regulatory region binding; zinc ion binding; DNA-binding transcription factor activity, RNA polymerase II-specific. Gene Ontology annotation, cellular component: nucleus.